AGAUAUGACUGUUUAUGUUUUUAGUAGUAUGUCCGUAAAUGCGGCUUGUAUAGCUUUUUACUACAUGCGAAUUAUGUGAUACAUUAACAUCAUCAAAUUUAAUAUGCUCGCUAGUCGUAUUUUUAUCAGUUGAUAUUUACUUAUUUUAAUUAUUAAAAAAAAAAAAAAUUAAAAAUGCGAAGAUCGGCGGUAUUGUUAUGUGUUUUUUUAUUGUGUUGCGUUAAUCGCGCUUUUUCAUUGAUUCCUAUUCCUUUACCUUUAAAUUAUACCGCUGGAGGUGUUUGGCCGAAACCUGUGAAAUAUAUUAGUUAUAAUAGCUUUUUGGUCUUGAGACCGGCUAGUUUUAAUUUUAAGGUUGAACGUUACGACUGUGAUAUUAUUCAAGAGGCCAUUAGAAGAUAUUACCAUUUAAUAUUUAUUAACGCUAAUACCAAUCAACAAACGUCUAAUGAUAGACACGAUGGCAGUUCACGAAGAGAAGACACAUUCAUCGGGUACUUGGAUGUUCUACAGAUUAACCUAAUGGCACCGUGCGAGAUAUUUCCGUCAGAUUUCAUGGAUGAAAGAUACGAGCUUCUGAUAAAUGCCAACGGAUACGAAAGCAACGCUUUAAUAGUCGCCCAGAGUGUUUGGGGUGUAUUACGAGGCUUGGAAACUUUCUCGCAAAUCGUAGUUCCAAUAAAUGGAAACAGAUUCGCCGUACGAACAACGAGUAUCGUGGAUUUUCCUCGAUUUUCUCAUCGUGGCUUACUCAUCGAUACAUCUCGUCAUUAUUUACCUGUCAAAACGAUUAUACGUGUACUUGACGCGAUGUCUUACUCGAAACUGAAUGUAUUACAUUGGCAUAUCGUCGAUGACCAAAGUUUUCCUUAUCAGAGCAACACGUUUCCUAAUUUAAGUGAUAAAGGUUCCUACGAACAAUACCUCGCAAUUUAUUCGCAAGUCGACGUCAGAAGGGUAAUCGAACACGCACGUCUCAGAGGUAUACGUGUAAUACCGGAAUUCGACUCGCCAGGUCAUACGUUAUCCUGGGGUAAGGGAAUUCCCAACCUUUUAACGCAAUGUAGUCACUCAUAUCCUCAGCCAUACGGUCCCAUUGAUCCGACCAACGAAUACAAUUACGUUAUUUUAGAGAAAUUGUUUAAAGAAAUACACGACGUGUUUCCGGAUAAGUAUUUACAUUUGGGAGGCGACGAAGUUGAAUUUGGAUGUUGGGAAAGCAACGAUAACAUAACUGACUUCAUGAGAACAAACCGCAUCUCGAGUUAUCCGCAACUCGAAGCAUAUUACAUUUACAAAUUGUUAAACAUAACCAACAGAUUGAACGCAAAAGCUAUAGUUUGGCAAGAGGUAUUCGAUAACAAUGUUCCUUUACGAAACGACACCAUCGUUCAAGUUUGGAAAGGAGACUAUCUGAACGAAUUGGAGAAGGUGACUCAUUACGGUUACCCUACAUUACUAUCGAGUUGUUGGUAUUUGGAUAGUUUAGAAAGUGGAGGCGAUUGGGAGAGAUUCUACAGAUGUAAUCCUUUAGCUUUCCCCGGAACUCAAACUCAGAAACGUUUAGUUCUCGGAGGUGAAGUUUGCAUGUGGGGUGAGGUCGUCGAUGAGACGAAUAUACAACAGAGAAUUUGGCCUAGAGCAUGUGCUGCUGCCGAAGUCCUCUGGUACGGUGGUACUUCUCCCGAUGCCCCGGAAAGAAUCGAGGAACAUGUUUGUAGACUGAAAAAACGAGGUAUUCCGGCACAGCCUCCGAAUGGACCUGCUUUUUGUCCUUAUACUGUGAUGUAAAAUAAUACCUAUAUCUAGGCACCAAAAUGUAAAUACCGAUUUGUUAUUUAUUAUAAUUCUAACCGAUAAGGAUUGUUUUGUAAAUUUUACUCGUUGAUCGUCAUGUAUAGGAUUUCAAUAAAGCGUAUCUGUGUUGCAAAAUAAGAUAAAAUAAACUAGUUUCAAUUUUUGAAUAA
Messenger RNA from Planococcus citri (citrus mealybug), 1967 nucleotides. RefSeq names its product beta-hexosaminidase subunit beta-like. Gene Ontology annotation, cellular component: membrane; lysosome. Lineage: Eukaryota; Metazoa; Arthropoda; Insecta; Hemiptera; Pseudococcidae. Gene Ontology annotation, molecular function: beta-N-acetylhexosaminidase activity. The record is from RefSeq and is a predicted model, not a curated record. Bases 175 to 1791 code for a protein of 538 amino acids. Gene Ontology annotation, biological process: glycosaminoglycan metabolic process; ganglioside catabolic process; carbohydrate metabolic process. The transcript has 8 exons.